Messenger RNA from Solanum dulcamara, 2476 nucleotides. RefSeq names its product dnaJ protein ERDJ2A-like. Gene Ontology annotation, biological process: SRP-dependent cotranslational protein targeting to membrane; post-translational protein targeting to endoplasmic reticulum membrane. The transcript has 11 exons. NCBI's taxonomy places the organism in Eukaryota, Viridiplantae, Streptophyta, Magnoliopsida, Solanales, Solanaceae. The record is from RefSeq and is a predicted model, not a curated record. Gene Ontology annotation, cellular component: Sec62/Sec63 complex. Gene Ontology annotation, molecular function: transmembrane protein transporter activity; RNA binding. Bases 275 to 2329 code for a protein of 684 amino acids.
UUUGCCCUCAACUUCAUGGCUCAGUCCAAAUGAAAAGAUUGAAAAAAUCUCCCCUAAUGUCAAAUCCUUACAAAACCCACAAUUUUCAAUUGCAAGCUGCAAAGUAAACGGAUUGGGAGAAAAAUAAAAUCUUUGGGGGCUUACGUUUCGGGUUACCAAGUCCCUAGUUCCUCAAUCCAAUUUCAACAUUCUUCAUAGCCGAUUUUGCAAGUUGAAGAAACGACCACUUACAUAUAGGUUAUAGCAUCUGCGGACUAUCUGUGGAGAAGUUCUCAUGGCUGACUCUGGAGAAAAUAGUGCCUUGUUCCCAAUUUUUAUAUUGUCAAUAAUUGCCUUGCCCUUAGUACCCUAUACAAUACUUAAAUUACUCCGUGCUGCUUCAAAAGAGGAAAAGAGUAUUCACUGUGCGUGUUCAGUUUGCUCUCGAUCAGGAAAAUAUCGCAAAUCCAUUUUUCGAAGGAUCUCUAAGUUUUCAACCUGUAGCAACUUUACCGUGCUGCUGCUUUGGGUCAUUGUGGUUUUCCUUGUUUAUUGCAUCAAGCAAAGUAGUCGUGAGAUUGAAGCUUUUGAUCCAUUCAGUAUUCUUGGGCUAGAACCAGGAGUUUCCGAAUCUGUAAUAAAGAAGGCAUAUAGGAGACUUUCAAUACAAUACCACCCAGACAAAAACCCUGAUCCAGCUGCUCAUAAGUAUUUUGUGGAGUAUAUUUCCAAAGCUUACCAGGCCCUGACAGAUCCGGUCUCAAGGGAGAAUUAUGAGAAAUAUGGACAUCCAGAUGGUAGACAGGGUUUUCAAAUGGGAAUAGCGCUUCCUCAGUUUCUGCUUGAUUUUAAUGGCUCAUCUGGUGGUAUAUUAUUAAUUUGGAUUCUUGGAGGUUUUAUACUGUUGCCAAUGGCGUUUGGUGUUGUUUAUCUAUCAAGAGCAUCAAAGUAUGGGGGAAGUAAUGUCAGGCGUGAAACUCUUGUCACUUAUUUUGAUUUAGUGAAGCCCUCCUUGGCUCCAAGCAAAGUUAUGGAUGUAUUCAUUAAGGCAGCUGAAUUCAUGGAUAUUCCAGUCCGAAGAGCCGAUGAUGAACCUCUUCAGGAACUCUUCAAACUUGUGAAAAGUGAACUGAACCUGGAUGGUAAGAAUGCCAGGCAGGAACAAGCAAAAUUUUGGAAACAACCUCCUGCUAUUGUUAAGGCCGAAUUAUUGAUUCAAGCCCAUUUACUUCGUAAAGCAGACACUUUCUCUAGUAACUUGCAGCAAGAUUAUAAACAGGUGCUGCAGCUUACGCCUCGCCUUCUCGAAGGGCUAAUGAAGAUGGCAACUGUGCCACGCACUGCUAAGGGACAUGGUUGGCUAAGGCCUGCAAUUGGAAUCAUCGAGCUCUCCCAGUGCAUAAUUCAGGCCGUUCCCCUUAGUGCUAGGAAGGCAGGUUCAGGAUCCUCUGAAGGUGUUACUUCGCUUUUACAGCUUCCACAUUUUACUGAUGCAGUCAUCACAAAGAUAACGAAGAAGGUGCGUACGCUGCAGAAUCUCCUGGACAUGACCCUUCAAGAACGUGCUGAGCUGCUUUCUGAUGUUGCUGGCCUAUCUGCUGCUGAAUUACAAGACGUGGAGAAGGUGCUGGAAUUGAUGCCUCAUGCAACAAUUGAAGUUACUUGCGAGACUGAGGGAGAGGAAGGCAUACAAGAGGGGGACAUUGUCACGGUGCAGGCAUGGGUGACACUCAGGCGUGCUAAUGGUUUGAUCUCAGCUCUUCCGCAUGCUCCAUACUAUCCAUUCUCCAAGGGAGAGAAUUUCUGGUUUUUACUUGCAGAUGCCAAUUCAAACGAUGUCUGGUUUUCUGAAAGUAUCAACUUUAUGGAUAAAGCAGCAGCCAUAACAACUGCUUCAACAAUAACUGAAGCGAAAAUGGAAGCAUCAGGGGCAAAUAUGGAGGAGAUUGCUGCCGCUGUUAAAGAUGCUGUUGCGAAAGUUAAGAGAGGGUGCCGACUGAUCUUGGGCAAGAUCCAAGCUCCACAGGCAGGAAAUUACAAUUUAAACUGUCAUUUGAUGUGUGAUGCAUGGAUUGGCUGCGACACAAAGACAAACUUAAAACUAAAAGUAUUGAAAAGGAGCAGAGCUGGAAGUCGAGGUGGUCAUGUGGCUGGGGGAGCUCAGGAUGAGAAUGACGUUGAAGAUGAAGAUGAAGAUGACAUUGAAGAAGACGAAGAGGGUGACCAGAGCGAGUAUAGCGAGGAUGAGGAUGAAGAUGAAGACGAGGAUGAUGAGGCUGACAAACAAAACAAUAAUACUAAUAGAAAGGGCUUUGCUAAUGGCUCCGCUCGAAGAAAGGGUAGAAAGUAAGUUCUAGGCAAAUCGCACGAGGGAGGGAAUGGUCUGUAUUUUGAUAUCCGCUGGAAUAGUGCUAUUCAUUUUCUAGAGUUGGCUUCUUGGCACUGAAUGAACCACAUUUUGAGAAAGUUAAUUUAAGAGUUUCACCUAACAUGUUUA